Messenger RNA from Musa acuminata subsp. malaccensis (wild Malaysian banana), 597 nucleotides. Its product is annotated as large ribosomal subunit protein eL21z/eL21y. Gene Ontology annotation, cellular component: cytosolic large ribosomal subunit; ribosome. Gene Ontology annotation, molecular function: structural constituent of ribosome. NCBI's taxonomy places the organism in Eukaryota, Viridiplantae, Streptophyta, Magnoliopsida, Zingiberales, Musaceae. The record is from RefSeq and is a predicted model, not a curated record. Gene Ontology annotation, biological process: translation.
GCAGCAGCGGGCGGCAGCGGAGGGAAGGAAGAGGCAAGAUGCCGGCCGGGCACGGGCUGAGGUCGAGGACGAGGGACCUUUUCUCCCGGCCAUUCCGCAAGAAGGGGUACAUUCCCCUCACCACAUACCUGCGCACCUACAGGAUCGGCGACUACGUCGACAUCAAGGUGAACGGCGCCGUCCACAAAGGCAUGCCCCACAAGUUCUACCACGGCCGCACCGGCAGGGUCUGGAACGUCACCAAGCGCGCCAUCGGUGUCGAGAUCAACAAGCAGGUUGGCAAUCGGAUCAUCAAGAAAAGGAUCCAUGUCCGUGUCGAACAUGUGCAGCCGUCCAGGUGCCAGGAAGAUUUCCGUUCGAGGGUGAAGAAGAAUGACCAACUGAAAGCGGAGGCGAAGGCGAGAGGCGAAAUCAUCAGCACCAAACGGCAGCCAGAGGGUCCUAAGCCUGGCUUCAUGGUCGAAGGAGCUACUCUUGAGACUGUCACUCCCAUUCCUUACGACGUCGUCAAUGACCUCAAGGGUGGCUAUUAGUUUUCUCUUUCUUUUUGACGAAUUUUCAGUUCAGCGUUUGAUCCUUGUUUUGCUUGAAGAUUUC